This is a messenger RNA of Drosophila guanche, 12378 nucleotides long. RefSeq lists its product as uncharacterized. The record is from RefSeq and is a predicted model, not a curated record. Gene Ontology annotation, biological process: positive regulation of DNA-templated transcription. The transcript has 8 exons. The coding region runs from base 983 to 10546 and encodes 3187 amino acids. Lineage: Eukaryota; Metazoa; Arthropoda; Insecta; Diptera; Drosophilidae. Gene Ontology annotation, cellular component: SWI/SNF complex.
GGCUGUAGCGUGGCUCUGGCAACGCCAACAUCGUCGUGAAAAAAAUAAAAUUACAAUUUGUGCGAGAACAUGGAAAAAUCCCAUGCGCGGAGUUCACGCCACGCCAUUGUUUAAAAUAAAAUCAAACAAUUGUGUGUUACAUUGUGCUAACAUCGAGGUUACAUCCUGCGUGCAACCUAAAAAAUACACCACAAAUUUUAAGCAGUUUACAACUUCAUGCUUCUUCUCUCGUCGACGGCGGCGGCGCUCGUUUCGUUGUAUGGGCCGUGCGUAACAAAUAAAAUAGCCAAAAAUCGCGGAAAAUGCACAGAGGCUGUGCGGAAAUGUGAAUAAACGAAAAUCGAAUAAACAACGCGUGUUUCAGUGUGAUUCGUUUAAUCAAAAUGUUUGGAAAAGGCAAAAUCUUGUGACGACGACGUGCUGCUGCUGCGUUCAUUGACGUGACGCGCGAGUGUGUGUGUGUUUUGGUGUGUGUUGGCGCGUGGGCCAGUGUGUGUGUGGGUUAAUGUGGCUGCGAAUUGUUGUCAAACCGAAAAUAUACAUACAACAAUAGCCAGCGUGGAAGCAGCAACAAACAAAACACCACAACACAUCAAAAAAAGCAUAUAUUAUUUAAUAACAACAACAAGUUGUCCAAAGGGAAGGAAAAGAAAGCCAACAGUCGCGUGCAGUGCAGUGCAAAAUGUCUCUCUCGUUUGAGUGUGUGUGUGUUGAGUGUAUAGAAUUGAAUAAGCAGUGGCACACAGAAAGAGGAAAUAUGCAAGCAGUAGCUUAGUCCAAGCAGCAACAAGAGGAACGGAUCUGUAAAAUACAAAGAAGAGAAGAAGAAGCAGUAGCGGGCGCCAACAACUGCCGCACCGCACAAAUGAAGCAACCAAAUUUUGUAUAAUUUUUACACAAGCCGACAUUUGUCUGUGCCCCCGCCACCACCCCCCUACAAAAAAACAACAACAGCAGCACAGGGAGCAUAAAUCUUUUGCCAAUGAGUCGCAGACAGUCAUUGGAUCGACCAGGAAUAUUGUCUCCUCCGGGUCCGUUUCUGACGCCCAGUCCAUCGCCAUCGAUCUCAGCUAGCCCACGUCUGCAGCCAUCGCCAUCGCUAUCGCCGUUCCCACAGGAUGUGGUGCUCGUAGCCGGUGGCAGUCAAGUAAACGCCAACAGCAAUCCCCAGGACCACGAGCGCAAGGCGGCGACGCCUGGCAGGCGACAGUCCAUCCAUCAGUUCGCAAAUGGCAGCCCCAAUGCUGGUACCGUUGUCUUCCAGCCGAGCCCCUCGCAGUCACCGGCGGCCGCUGCCACGACGGUCAUUGGCGUGACGAGUGGUGGCCUCAUCGCCGCCUCAGGUGUGGGAGUGGGAGCGGGAGCAGGAAAUGCCAUAGGAAACGAGCUUAAUGCCACCCUCGUGGGCUCCAAUAAUAUCCAGCUUAAUAAGAAGGGCAAUAAACGUCUCAGUCAGCAUCAGCAGCAGCUGGGACACCAGAUCUUUAGCAGCCAGGCCGUUGCGCCCACCUCCAUCAGCAGCGUAGGGACAGUAGCCGGCGGCUAUGGGCAACAACUCAAUGCCACGGCCAUCAGCAUCAGCAGCACGCCCACUUCGUUUGCGACGGCAAACGUGGUCAGCAGCGGGUCCAAGAAUCAGGCGAAGAAGACCGCCCAGACCACGGUGGUGAGCCAUCAGCAGCAGCAGCAUCAGCAGUUUCAGCACUAUCAGAGCAGCAGUCCCCUGAUAGCGGACAGCCCCAUCCCGAGUCCGAGCAACGCCAUCGCAGCGGCCUCCAUAAAGCCACCAACGCCCCAGCCCCAGCAGCAUCAGCAGUCCAUGCAGAUGCUGCCCCAGCAGUUUACCAUCACUGGCGGCGCCCAGCAGCAUCCGCACCAGCAGCAGGCCACACAGCAAGUGUUCCAGUUCAUCCAGGGGCCGCAGGGUCAGCUGAUAGCCACCACCACCACCACCCAGCAGCAGCAGCAACCGCAGCCGCAACAGCUGCAGCAACACCACCAGCAGCAGCACCAACAGCAGCACCAGCAGCAGCAGCGGUUUGUGAGCAGCAAUGCAGGGAUUGGGCUGUCCACAAAGUCGGGGAAGGCGCCCCAGCAGAUACUGCCCAAGCCGCAACAAGAGCUACUGCAGCAGCAGCAGCAUCAGGGCAAGGCCAAGGCCUCCAAUGGAGGGCAGAUCUCGCAAUCGUCGCAGCAGCAGCAGCACCAGUCCACGAAUCCCGGCCAGCAGCAACAGCAACAGCAGCAGAUCCUUUUGCCUGCUGCUGGGAACCAGCAUCAGCAGCUGCUCCUCAACCAGAUGCCCGUCCUUGUGCAGCAGAAUCCCCAGGGGGUGCAGCUCAUCCUGCGCCCGCCCACGCCCCAGCUGACGGCCGCCCCUUCGCUGGUCAUCCAGCAGAAUGGACGCGGACAGCCGCAACUGUCGCAGCCGGCACAGCAACAGCUGCUGCGCAUAGUCGGAACGAAUGGCGCCACCAUGCAGCUGGCUGCGGCGCCCACCUUCAUCGUGUCCUCGCAGGCGAACCUCAUCCAGCAGACGGCGACGGGUGGCCACUUCCAGAGCGCAAUCAAGACGGGCACUCAGCUGUCGGGCUUGCAUGCGGCUCUGGCCCAGGCGCAGGCACAGGCGCAGGCGCCACGAUCUCAGCCGUUUGCCACGACGGCCACCCUGAACACACAGUUGCUGGGCCAGAGUGUGGCCCAACAGCUGCAGAACCUCCAGCUGGCGGCCGCCGCACAAAUCCAGAUGCCCAACGGCCUGACGGCCAUCUCCCAGCUGCCCGCCCACCUGCAGCAGAGCCUCGGCGGGGCCACGAUCAAUCUGAAUCAGCUGAACGGAGCGCACAUCCAGCAGAUAGCCACCGCCUUCCAGCAGCCCCAGCCACCGGCCUCCAAUGGCCCCAGCAAUGGCGGCAACAACACCGCUGGGCAGGGCGACAUCUUUACCCAAUCCUCGCCCGCCCACGUCCCGAUGGCCGUCACGCCCGAGCCCAUGCGGCAGGGCACACCCGUGCCGGUCAUGCAGCAUCAGCAGCAGGCGGCCAUGGCCACCAUUCAGCUGCAGCAGCAGCAACAACAGCAGCAGCAAGCCCAGAUCCAGCAGCUGCAGCAUCAGUUGCAGCAGACACAGUCGCAGGUGCAGCAGGCCCAGCAGCAGCACCAGCAUGGCAACACCACUGGCAACGCCACAGUGGUUGUGGCAGCGACUCCAACUCCGACACCAACUCCGGCCGAGCCCAAGAAGAAGCCGCGGCCACGCAAGAAGAAGCCAACAGCGGCGGCAGCAGCGGCGGCGGCGGUGGCAGCAGCAGCAGCGGCGGCAUCGGCAGCGGCAGAUCCACCUCAGCAGAAGAUGGCCAUUGCUGCCACGCCCACACCGACAGCCUCCGCGUCACAGACAGUGCGCUGCAAGUCGCCUUCGCCACCGCCCACCCACAUACAGAGGAGCAGCAACGGAAAACUGGACCUCGGGGAUGUGAUGAAGUUUUGCGGCAUCACGGGAGACGACGAUGAUGACGAGGACUAUGGCAUGGGCAUGGACACGGGCAGCGAACAGCAGCAGGAACAGCAGCAACAGCAGCAGCAGCAACAGCAGCAGCAGCAGCAGCCUGGCUCCAAUGAUAUCAUGAUCUCUAUACCGAACCAAAACGGCAGCGAUGGCAUGCCCUUUACGCUGACAAUACCCGCGCCACAGCCACACGGACAAUCGCUGCCGUCGAACGAAGCCACCGAAAUACCAAAUAUCCUCAUUAAGAUUGAUCCCAGCGAUCCCUCAGCCGCUACAGCAGGAGCAGGAGCACUCUCCUCCAACACGCCGUACACACUGUCCACGCCACGUCUGCCAACGGCGGAGGAGAUCCAGCGACAGGCACAACAGCAUCUAGCGCAACAGGCAGCAGCUGCCGCUGCCGCAGCAAAGAUAAGCAUACCCCCAGCAGGAGCAGCAGCAGCCACACCAGUUGUAGCGGGAACGGGAACAGCGCCCACGAUUAGCAUAAGUCUGCCGCUGCAGCCAACGCCCGCACCGACACGCACGCCCACGCCCACACAAACGCCACAGCCCAUAGCUGCAGCGCUUAGCUCCAAUGGCUCGGCCACCGCAGCGGUGAAACCACGAAGGAAGCCCGCAGUGCGGCGGAACACCAAGAAGCUAGACGCCGCACCUGCCACCAUUACCAUGGGCAACAGCAGCAACCACUCGACGAGCAGCAGCACCACAACGAUAAGCAGCAGCCUGAGUAGCAGCUGCAACAGCAGCAUGUCCACCACUGUCAACACCAUCACACUGACGACACCCACAACAACGACAAAUGUGCCCGUGCCCGUGUCGUUGUCGCUGCCUCUGCCAGUCCACAGCAGCAGCAGCGGGAGCAGCGGCAGUACAUCCACUUUGAUGCUUUCCCAUAGCCUCGGAGGCAGCACCACCACGACAGUGCCAAGUCAGAUUGGGAACAUACAGAUCUCGCAGGUGCAGAACCAUCAGCAGUCGGGGGUGCCCCUGAACACUGCCGUGGUGGAGAAUAAGAUACAGAUUAUGCCGAUAAUGCCACCAGGAGCCACAGUGAUGGGAGGAACACCACAGCCACAGCCACAGCAGCAGCAGCAUCAGCACAACCAACAGCAGCAGCAGCAACACUCAGCACAAGCCACCGGCAAUCAUCAUCAUCAUGGAACGCAGUUGGUCUUUCAGGGAUCUUCUUCGAUGUCCGAAUCACACACAGCCAUCAAGAUGUCCAACGAUGGGCGGCAGAUGCAGCUGGUGGCCAUACCACAGGCCACACCUCCGGCCAACACAGGCAGUGCCGCCACAUCGCAGACGACAACAUCGACGCCCGUGAUGACUGCCGGAGGAGCCACCAUAAUGGCGCCACAGCUGACGGGCGUAUCACCAGCGUCGGCGGCGGCCGCUCUGGUGCCACAGCUGACGGGCAGCCUCACGCUGGCCGUUUCGGAGCAGUGCGAACGUCUGAUACUGCGACACGAUCCCAACAAUCCGCAGGAUCAUCAGUCGCAGCUCAUACUGCAGGCACUGCUCAAGGGUGCGCUGCCCAAUGUGACGAUCAUCAAUGAGCCAGCAAGGAUGCCGAUGGAUGCGAACAAGCCGCAGCAGCAGCAACAGAUGCAACAGCAGCAGCAUCCACAGCAGCAGCAACAUUUGAUCAAAGUAACAGCAGCUGCAGCAGCACCCAAAAUAGAGGUCAAAGUGGCCAACAAUCGGAAGCACAACAACAGCAUUAUGAACACAAAUACGACGACAACCACCAUGAAACCACCACCGACAUUGCCUCCACCGGCGGCAGCCACAAAGACAAACCACGAGGUGUUGUCCUUUCCCCAAAUGCCGCUCAACAGUCAAGUGCUCAUCCAGCAGCAGCCGCAACAGCCGCAACAGCCGCAGCAGCAGCAGCCCCAACCACAGCCCCAACAAUCGCCUGUUCCGGCAGCAGCAGCUCCCCCAGCCGCCACCAACAAUGGACAACAGCGAUACAUUGCUCUGCCACCAAUCGAUCCUUCCACGCAGCAACUGUUCUGCCUGAACAGCGUCACGAAUCACAUCACGGCCAUGAGUGCCGGACAGACGGCAGCUUCGAUUGGACCCACAGAGCGUCUGCUGAUUGCACCCGCGGGCAUCAAUGCACAGCAACUGGCGCAGUGCCUCCAACUGGGGCAGCUGCACUUUAACGAUGUCAAUCCGAUGCCAGCACAGCAGGCAGGAGCAGCAGGAGCAACGCUUCCCUUGAGGCCACAGCCGCCGCAGCAACAGAUUGUUCAUCCGAUUCAACCGAUCAGCAAUGGAUUGGCCGUCACAACGACUGCCAGCUGCACCCUGACCACCACCACCAGCAGCACUUCGACCACCACUACGGUGACCAAGCAAGUGGCAAAUGUGGCGCCCAUCAUUGACCAGAGCAAGGCAAAGCUGGAGCCAGCCAAAACGGGCUCGGGAUCGGGUCCGGCGACCAGCACGGGAGCCAUCGUGAAGAAGAAGCCUGUGCGCAAGCCCAAGGCAACGCCCACCGCUGCGGAGCUGGCGAUCCUCAAGAAUGCGGGUGUCGUGAAGCCCAUGCCGAAGCUAGAUCCGUUGUCGCAGAAACCGAACAACAAUCCGGUGCAGAUUGUGCAGCCGAAUGUGGCCAGCGGCAAGCAGAUGAUUGUCAUCGGCAGCUCCGGAGGUGGACAGACCACAACGACAACAACUACUACAAUGAGCACCAGCAUACAGCCGUUUCAGACGACAAGUGGAACGAAGUUGGUGGGCAUCACAGCGCCCAUGCAGCAGCAGCAGCCAGCGGCAACGAUUCUGCAGCAACAACAGCAGCAGCAGCGGACGACGGGCUUUAGUCUGGUGACGAGCACAGGAGUUGUCAAUGCGGGAUCGAGUGUUGUUGCUGCACCAGCGACAGUUUCGGUGGGAAAUCAACUGCAGCUGCAACAGCAGCAGCAGCAACCCCAACCCCAACCCCAACAGCAGCAGCAACAACAGCAACAACAACCUCAGAUCCAACAGCAGCAACAGCCAGCACAGGCACCGAAACAGCAACCGAACACCGUGUCCCGUGUGCAGACGAUCCAACUGACCCCACAGAUGCAGCAGGUCUUCAAGCAGGUACAGAUGCAGAUACAGUUCCUCACAUUCAAGCUGCAGAACAAAUCCUUUCUGCCGACGAUUCAUCUCACGCAGGAGAUGGACACAGCCACGAUUGCCGCCUACAAUAAGCCAAUGAGCGAUGCGGAGAUCAAUCUGGCACUGCAGCGACUCUUUGCGGAUCAGCAUCGCAUUCUGUCCUCCGGCAAGGAGGUGCCCACACCCGAAGUAAUGCUCCCGACUGCCAAUGGAAGCUUUAGUCUGAUUCCACAGGCGGUGCAGCAGCAGCAACAUCAGCAGCAGCAACAUCAGCAGCAGCAACAACAGUUGCAGCAGCAGGCAGCCGCUGAGCCCCUGAAGACGGGGCCCUCCCUCACGAUUCCGGCCAAUGUGGUGCAACCGAAUAACCAUUCGUCCACCGCAACCACCACAACAGGAGCACCAGGAGGCGGAUCAGUGGCAGCUGUGCAGCAGCAACAACAGCCACAACAGAAUAUAACCCAACGCAUUCACAUUUAUCCGAUGCAGCACCAACAGCAGCAGCAGCAGGCCAACAAGCAGAAGCAACAGCAGCAACACGCGCAAGCUCAGGCACAGCAAAAGGCAGCAGCUACGAACAGCAACAUGCCGCAGCAAGUGGCACAACAGCAGGAGCAGCAGCAGCCUCCUCAAUCCCUGCAGAUGAAGCUCAAGGAGUCUCCCGUCAUUCGCAACAAAGUGAUUUCGAAUGCGUCCACUCAGCAGCAGCAACAACAGCAGCAGCAUCCACCGAAUGGAGCCAUCAAUAUGCUGCCACAGAAGAGCAUCAACAUGUUGCCACAGCAGCAGCAGCAGCCGACGCUUAUAAAGAGUGGUCCGCCGCCGUUGAUCUUUGCAAGUGCUACAAAUUUGUUGGCCAGCAGCAGCAACAGCAGCAGCAAUAACAACAGCAGCAACAACAGUAGCAGUAGCAACAGCAAUAGCAACCAGAGUGGCAGCAACAUGAUACAACAUGUGACAAAAAUGCUGCCAAUGCCACCGUUGCAGCCACAACAGCAGCUGCCACAGCAGCAGCAGCAACAGCCACUGCAGGUGCCUCAAUUGCAGCCACAACAGCCGCUUCAACCACUACCACAGCUCCUCCAGCAGCCACAGCAGCCAGCACAACCAGCGGCUCCUCCAAUUCCCGUCCUGCCACCAGCACCACAACCUGUGGCAGCAACUAUUGUGCCACCAGUGGGUGUGGGUGUGGGCAUGGGAGUGGCAGGAAUUGGAAAUCUGAUGCCGACACUGCCGACACCCGUGCUGCCCAGCCUGCCCCUGUUUAUGCCACCAAAACUGGAUGAACUGCCGCCGCUGAAGCCGAAAAUUGCACGCCUCUCCUUGUUCGUGCGCCAACUGGAGGUGGAUCAGGAGAGCUGCCUGAAGCCGGACUAUGUGAAGCCAUUCCGCACCAAAGAUGAGGCAGUCAAGCGAUUGAUUAGGUACCACUGCAUGCACGAGAAUGAUAUGGAGCUGCCUUCCGACGAGGAGGAGGAGUUUGAGGCCACUGCUCUGGGUUUCCAGGAUAAGUUUCGUCAAUUGAAUGGAAAGUUCCAGGAGAUCCUCAUGCAGGAGUCAACUCUGCCACAUCGCACCUCAGAGUUUCUGCAAAUGCAACAGCUGAUGAUCGAUGAUCUCAAGGGGGAAAUCAAUGAUAUACGCACAGCGGAAAAGGAACUAGAGCAGCAGCUGAAGGAUGAGCAGAACAGCGAGAGUUUGGCCACCUCACAGAUAAAAGAGGAGAUCAAACAGGAGCCACAAAACGAGUCAACUGCAGUGGUGGAUACCUUUGAUUUGCUCAAGAACAGCGCCGAUGUGAACAAGGCAUUCAGCAAGUCGCAGUCGCAAUCGCAGUUGCAGUCCCAUCCACAGACCACUGCAGCAGCAGGAGCAACUGUGAAGCAGGAGGCGUUGGAUGAGGAGCAGCCCACAACCAAUGGCGAGGUGAAGAGAGAGAACCAGAACAAGGAUUCCACUAGCAGAUUUAUCAAAAAGGAUUACGGACACUUUGAUAUUGAGUCGGAGCUGCAGACCAGCUUCAUUCUGAAGAAGAUCGAAGCCAAGUCAAGGACCAACCCGACGCCCUAUGGGGAGCAGCAGCAGUCACAGACACAACAGCAGCAACAACAUCAGUCGCUGCAGCAGCAGCAACAUAUCAAAGGCAAUGGCGUGGACCACAAUGUGGAGCAGGAGGAUGGCUGGUAUUGCCUGCAAAAUGAACUCAAUCUGAUGAACAGCGAUGGAUUGCCGCAGCAGCAGCAGUCGCAGAUGAAUGGAGGACAGCAGCAGCAUUGUCGCCAGCAGCAGCAGCAACAUUUCCUGGACACCUCCAAUGGCAGCGGAAUGAUGAACAACAGCAGCAAUCAAAUGGGUGAUCUAUUCCCGAAUGGUUGCAUCGACAAGAGCAAUCAGAGCUCGACGAGCAGCAGCAACAGCAGCACCUGCGGCAGUGAAAAUAAUGCGCCCAGCAUCAGCGUCGUUCCCAGCAAGCAUAAUUCGAGCAUUGGCAACUCCUCGUGCAGCGGACAACGGCAGCAGCCAGCGGCCAUGGAUGCAGCGGAACAGAAUCAGCAUCCGGCCAUCAGUGAGUUCUUCAGCAGCGAUUCGGAUGUGCAGAAGUCGGUGGAGACGCGCCUGGAGGCAAUGUUCGGCGAGUCUCCGGUCCAUUUGGACGUGAAGAACAGCAGCGAUGAUCACGACAUUGAGUCGAAUCUGGACGAGAUCUUUGGCGAUUCGAAAUCCCCAGAGGUCAAAAGUAAACUGAACAUGUGGGUGCCCGAUGCCAGCUUCAUGCAGCAGCCGCAGCCGCAUCCACAGACCCAACAGCAGUAUGCAGGACCACAGCAGCAGCAGCAACCAACACAGCAGCAACAGCAUCACAUUGAACUGAAUUGCAACAAUAAUCCGAGGUGGAUGCAGAGCAUGGAGGCCCACUACAGUGACUUUAUGUCCAGCACAAGCACCAGCAAUGGCGAUGGCCCCAGCACACAGAGUGGGUUGCUAGUAAACGGUGGAGAGUCGCGCAAGCGGCACUGGGACAGCCAGAUGAUGGGCUCCAGCAGCGAACUGGAGGAUGACAACAGCAGCAAGCGACUGUGCACGGGCUCCUCUUCGUCCUCGUCGCCCAUGUCCUCGCAGCAACAGCAGCAGCUGGUGGUGGCACCGCAUGGCCUGCUCGAUCCAGAGAUGCUGCUGCAUGAUGGCAUGGGCGUGGAGCCGGCCAACGGGCCCGCGGGAUUCUCACAGAUGCUGCACCAGCAGCAGCAGCCGCAGCAACAGCAGCAGCAGCAGGCACCACACAACUUUGCCAAUCAUCAGGCCUACGCCAGCAUGAUGAGCACUCAGCAGCAACAGCAACAUUACCAGCACAACAUGCAACAGCAACUGCAGCAGCAACAGCAGCAGCAGCAUCCACAGCAGAUGCACGUGAACCAUUUGGGCGGACAGCCUGUGGUGACGGGAGAGUACGACGACGACAUUAGCCGGCAUGUGGCCAGUGCUAUUGACAGCAUACUGAACCUGCAGAACAGCGCCGACUCGCUGCAGUUCUCGCUGGGCUCGAUCCUCGGAGACAGCAUGCUGGAGGAUCAGCGUCAGGGAGCACAGGCGAAUCUGCCGAGCUGCCAGCAGGAGCAGCUGCAGCUGGCACACCAGCGUCGCCGACAGUUGGGCGAGGAGAUGAAUGACUGCCUGAUCAGCGGCGGCGGAUCUGCGUCCAAUGCCGUGGCGGAUAACAGCAGCAACAUCCUGCUGGAGCACCACCAUCAGCACCAGCUGCAGAUGCAGAGCCACACCGUUGGACAGGCGCCGCACCUGCAGCACCAGCACCAUCAGAACAUCGGACAGGCACCCUCCCAGCACUUGGUGGGGCAGCUGAAUGACUUUAGCUGUGUGGCCGCCGGCCUCGACGAUCCCGUCAAGUCGAUAAUGACCUCUUGACUUGGACUCACAUCCACCGCCAGCGGAGGAGCAGUAGGAGUAGGAGCAGCUGCCACAACAUCGGCAGCGGAGCUGGCCAACAGCCUGAUUCUAGAGUUCAAUGCCACCACCUUGUGAGCGUGGGCUGACAGCGACUUAAUGAUUGUAUAGAAAAACCCAUCCCAAAAUACCCCCCAACCCCCCUCCAAUUUUUACAUCAAAUUUUUAAUUUGUUUUCGGGUUUUAUCCGAUUUUUAUUUUAGAGCCUAAGUUUUAAAAAUUGUAGCCUAAAUUAUUUAUACUUAUUCUGUUUGUAUUGUUUAGUCCAAUAUUUUGUACAAAUUCUGAACCAUUUGCUGAUUUAUUGGUUACUUAAAGAAACGAUAGAAUGAAGAAGGAAGGAAUAGAUGGGAGGAAUGGAGUCCCCCUCCCAUAUACAAGGCCAAGAGAAAAAGAUAGAAAAGAGAAGCAAAGACAGCAAUUGACGCGGUGAAUUGAAAUGCAAACUAAACGACGAAUAGCAUCCAAUGCUCUCACGGAACAACAACCCUAAUAUAAAAAAUUAUAUAGUUACACUAGACAAUUUAUAUUCAAAAUAAAACCAAGAGAAAUGGGAGAGGCGAAAGGAUACGUAAAGGAUACACGCAAAAAAAAGAAAAGAAACGAAAAGAGAAACUGAAUUGGUUGUACAUUUAAUUCCGUAAUUAAGUUAAACGUGAAACAAUUCUGUGGAAUCGAAAAUAAAGUCGCCAAUGCAGUGUGUUCAUAUAUCAGAGACAGAGACAGAGACAGAGGAGCAAUCAAUCAGAAUCAAUCAACCACUCCAGAUAAAUACCUUCCCUUGCAUUACGAGUAUUAAUAAAGAGAUUGUGUAUAUAGUUUCAGCAGUUUCAGGAAUAUAUGUUUAUAGGAAUUUUAACAGGAGAAUGCAGGAUACGUAAAGCGCUUUCCAUAUGACUGCUUCUGAUAAUACCACUUAAAAACAAACAAAACCUAUGGACAGUGUGUGCUCAAGUUGAAUGAAAUGAAAAGUAAAAGGAAGAUGAAGUAAGAGUAGAAGAGCAGGAGUAUAAAUUUCGGCAAUGGAAAGAUCUUAGGGACACAGAAGAUCUGGCAAACUACGAAGCAAACCAAAAGCAGUUCAAAAAUCACAAUUUUAGCCAAUUUAGUUUAAACAUUUAUAAAUUAUUGAAUCUAUAAUGUAAUAAUACUAUCUUUCUACACCUCAAUGGAACGAUGAUGGAUCGAUGAUCGAUUAGACGAGCGUAUAGAGAGAGGAGAGGAACAAACAAAAUGGAAAUUUAACGAAUCGUAUCAAUUGUAUCUUGAUCUUGCGACAAAUCUGAAUUGUGAUUUGUGCCACGUUUUAAAUAUAGAUGUCUGAUUAGCUUGUAAAACUUUAAUAAUAAUAACAAUUAAAAGUCUUAAACACAGUAAGCAACUACGAAGUUUAUCCAAAAAAAAAAAAAAAAACAAAAAACAAAAACGAAUCAAUGAAAGAGCAAAGCAAUUGUAAAUGUUUCAAAGCAAUUACAAUACUAACUACUACUUUAAUACCACCACUAAAAACAAAACAAAAACCUACUACGAUACGUACUUCCAGACGGACAGAAUUGAAGGGAAGGGAAGGAAUGAAAUGGAACGGAAUGCUUGUAUUACGUAUAGUCAGUAAGGGAACUACUUUCAAGAGGUAUCAUUAAUCUAAGGUGUGCUUCAAUAUUCGGGCCUCCAUGACCCAACCCCACUUCCCCUGAUCCACAUCCCUUAUAUCCAUCCCAUGUCCCUUAUGUUUUGCUUCAACUGGAACUUCCACCACUUUCUAGUUAUUAUUCAAAGACAAAUAACUUUCGUGU